Messenger RNA from Mycena indigotica, 582 nucleotides. RefSeq lists its product as uncharacterized. The record is from RefSeq and is a predicted model, not a curated record. Bases 1 to 582 code for a protein of 193 amino acids. Lineage: Eukaryota; Fungi; Basidiomycota; Agaricomycetes; Agaricales; Mycenaceae. The transcript is spliced from 5 exons.
AUGGCCCCCAAAACGCACACGUGGAUAACCGCUUGGUUCCUACUAACUGCCCCGAUUAUCGCUUGGGAUGUGGGGUAUUGCUUUUUUACGACCUCGGUCUAUGGAGGUAAGCACCCCCACACCAAUUUGACGGGCGUUGAAAGCGGACAGGGCGGAGACCUGCAUUGGAUUUGGAAACCGUAUAGCAUCUACCAGCGUGUAGACCUCGUAUACGGCGUCGAGGCUUUGGAAAGAGGCGAUGGCUUUACCAAUGCUCAAUCUCUACUCAACGUCAUCGAGACUUUGUUGAAUGUUUUGUACGUCUACCUCGCUCAUGUUAAAGCAUGGCCACCAGCAUCCCUCGUUGGCCUAUCCGCAGCAACCAUGACGUUGUCUAAAACGGUCCUCUACUGGGUGCAAGAGUACUUCUGCAACUACUGUGCAGUUGGCCACAACACGAUGUACGAUGCCAUUGUUUAUUGGAUUAUUCCAAACGGAUUUUGGAUUGUCGUGCCUAUCUUUAUUGUCAAUCGUCUCAGCAGGGAUCUUGCUGCUGAGCUCAACUUUGCGGCCAAGGCUGCUGCGAAAUCCAAGUCCAAGUAG